This is a messenger RNA of Notechis scutatus (mainland tiger snake), 2325 nucleotides long. It is a transcript of the gene SMPD1, whose product is annotated as sphingomyelin phosphodiesterase 1. Gene Ontology annotation, biological process: ceramide biosynthetic process; sphingomyelin catabolic process. The record is from RefSeq and is a predicted model, not a curated record. Gene Ontology annotation, molecular function: acid sphingomyelin phosphodiesterase activity. NCBI's taxonomy places the organism in Eukaryota, Metazoa, Chordata, Lepidosauria, Squamata, Elapidae. Gene Ontology annotation, cellular component: lysosome.
UGCCGAGGCGAGGCCGGGCGGAGCGCGUCCCGUUCUGCGUACUGAGCAAGGGCCGGGCGAUGCGGGCGGCGGCGGGGUGCCUGGUGCUGGCCGGGGCGCUGGCGGCGGCGGCGGCGGUGGCGGCGGGGCUAGCCGGGGCCCGGGAGAGCCGGCCGGCCCUGGAGCGGCUGCUGCCCGCGGCCGGAGCGCGCUUCGGCUGGACGAACUUCAGCUGCCCCGCCUGCAGGCUCCUCUUCAGCGCGCUGGACGCCGGCAUGCAGCUGGAGACCAGCGUGGAGCACCUGCAGCAGCUGGCGGCCAAGGUCUGCGUGACGCUGAAGCUGGCGCCCCCCGAGGUGUGCCGGGAGGCCACCCGCCUCUUUGGGCAAGACAUGGUCACCGCCUGGGUCCGCUCCGUCCUGCGCCCGGCUGAGAUCUGCGGCCUGCUGGUGGGCGCCCGGUGUGGCCACUGGGACAUCUACUCCAGCUGGAACGUCACCCUGCCUGAAACCCCCAAGCCCCCCGUGAGGCCUCCGGUGCCCCCCCCACCCGGUGCCCCCACGGCCCGCCUGCUCUUCCUGACGGACCUGCACUGGGACUUGCAGUACACCCCGGGCAGCGACCCCGACUGCAGGGACCCCCUCUGCUGCCGGGGGGGCCAGCCGCAGGGCCCCGGGGCCGGCUACUGGGGCUCCUACAGCAAAUGCGACCUGCCCCUCCACACUCUGGAGAACCUGCUGCAGCACUUGGCAUCUGCCGGGCCCUUCCAGGCUGCCUACUGGACGGGCGACAUCCCAGCUCACAACAUCUGGCAGCAGACGCGCCAGGACCAGCUGCACGCCCUCUCCACCAUCACCGGCCUCAUCCGGAAGUACCUGGGGCCGCUGCCCGUCUACCCGGCAGUGGGCAACCACGAGUCUGUGCCCGUCAAUGCCUUCCCCCCGCCCUACGUGCCUGGGAACCAGUCCUCCGCCUGGCUGUACGAUGCCAUGGCCGAUGCCUGGCAGCAGUGGCUGCCCCCCGAAGCCCUGCGGACCCUGAGGCUGGGGGGCUUCUACACCCUCCCCCUCUGGCGGGGCCUCCGCCUGGUUUCCCUCAAUAUGAACUUCUGCUCCGAGGCCAACUUCUGGCUCCUGAUCAACGCCACCGACCCGGCCGGGCAGCUCCAGUGGCUGGUGGGCGUCCUGCAGAGGGCGGAGGAGAGCGGAGAGAAGGUCCACAUCAUCGGCCACAUCCCGCCCUCCCACUGCCUGCGGAGCUGGGGCUGGAAUUACUACCGCAUCAUCAACAGGUUUGAGGGCACGGUCGCCGGGCAGUUCUUUGGCCACACCCACCUGGACGGGUUUGAGAUUUUUUACGACGAGGAGACCCUUACCCGGCCAUUGGGCAUUGCCUUCCUGGCGCCCAGCGUUACCACCUACAUCAAACUCAACCCAGGGUACCGGGUCUACCACGUGGAUGGGAUCCGCUCCAGCUCCUCCUACAUGGUCCUGGACCACGAGACGUUCAUCUUGAACCUGACGCAGGCGAACCAGCCCGGUGCCGUGGCUCGGUGGCAGCGCCUCUACGGGGCCCAGGAGACUUACGGGCUGCCCGUGGCCUUCCCGGAGGACUGGAACCGGCUCCUGGACCACCUCCAGGCCGACGAGCGGCUCUUCCAGCACUUCUGGUACCUGAGGUUCAAGGGCCACCCGCCCGCUGAGCCAUGUGGGGACACCUGCCGGAAGGCCACGCUCUGCGCGCUCCGCACCGGCCGGGCAGCUGAUCCCAAACUCUGCCAGAGCCUCCAGCUGCCCUUCCCGGAAAUCCAGGCCUGGUGGCGGCAACAGCGGUUUUGCUAGCCGGGCCCAAGACAAGGGCCCAGGGGCCCUGCCCUCCAGCGGGCUCUGUGCAGGUGGGCACAACACAGCGUCCCUUCUCUCGGGCACUCCGUGGGGCUCAAGUUCCAGGCAAGCCCCACCACCCUCCAAAUUGGCCCCCAAGGUGCGGAGAGGGCCCAGGACUCUCACGAGAGGGUAGGAAGCCCCGGCUGCCUCUGCAGCUCCCCUCCAUGGCUGGGCAGCUCCUCCUCUUCCACCCCUGCUCCAGCCCCUUUGUGCGGGCGUGGGAAGCAGGCCUGCACGACGUGCCCAUACUGCUGCCCGCAUGCUUGAGUGCCAUCCGCAAAGGAGGAGCCGAGGCCCGAAUGGCUCUGCUGCCAGGACGCUGCUCUGGCACCAGGCAAAAGCCGGCAGGCUCUUCAGCCCAGCCUCUGCCAGCAGGGGAUUCCUCUGCAGGGGAGGGGCACCCCCCCCCUUCUCUUUUGUUCCCCCCUCCCAACAAUAAAUGGCCUCUGUGUCUCCUCCA